AGCACUCGCAUAGUCACAUGCAGCUGGGGAAAGCAGGCAGGGGUCGGUGUCUUAGAAUAAAACGAGGCUAGCAGGGGAGAGGAGAAGCUUAGUGCCAUGGCCUUGCAGGCAUGGUAGGCUAGGCUAAGUACCUAAAUAGAUAUAUUUGGCUACCUUAGCUCUCCUCGAGACCAAUAUGGGGAGGCCACCGUGCUGUGACAAUGGUGGCGCCGGCGUCAAGAAGGGGCCAUGGACGCCGGAGGAGGACAUCGUCCUCGUCUCCUACAUCCAGCAACAUGGCCCGGGGAACUGGCGCUCCGUGCCUGAGAACACCGGGUUGAUGAGGUGCAGCAAGAGCUGCAGGCUGCGGUGGACCAACUACCUCAGGCCCGGAAUCAAGCGAGGGAACUUCACCCCUCAUGAGGAAGGGAUCAUCAUCCACCUCCAGGCAUUGCUUGGCAACAAGUGGGCAGCAAUAGCCUCCUACCUGCCCCAAAGAACAGACAACGACAUCAAGAACUACUGGAACACGCACCUAAAGAAGAAGGUGAAGAGGUUGCAACAACAAACACAUCCUGCAGAUCACUCCUGGAAGGAGCAGCCGACCACUGCCUCCAAUGCAACGGCAGCAACCACCAGCUCAAAUUGCUACAACCCUAUCAGCAACAACCUCGAUGAAGCCACGCAGGCCGCCAUGGCCUACCCUGACACCACCUGCAACGCUGUGCCUGCCACCAUGGCAGUCUCCAAGCUCUUCCAAUCUUGGAUGAUGAAGGCGCCAGCACCGGCUGUGGGAGACUACAGGGCUAUGGUGGCCAUGCAGGAGUUCCAGGAUGACCGGCAGACUGGUGCUGCAGUUUCUGCGAACAGUGGCGACAGGUCAUCGUCCUCAGAGAUGAUGGCAGGCCAUGGCGAGGCUCCCGUGGCCACCACUUUUUCGCUGCUCGAGAACUGGCUGCUUGACGACAUGGUACCGGGGCAGGCUGCCAUGGACGGGCUCGUGGAGUUCUCUGCUGGUUGCUAUGCAGAUCCUAUAAUGUUCUGAUAGUGUAUGUAUUGGUCUAUCUAGGUUUAUUUGCAUUACUACCGGUAAACCCCGAUCUUGUGUUUCCGGUUCAUAACCGUUGGUUUCAUUUGGGGAGAAUCCUGCAAAUAAUUCCCACUUCUAUUUGGAGAAACUAUUUUAUCAGUAUAAUAAAAGGGGUCAGUAUGAAGA
Messenger RNA from Lolium perenne, 1195 nucleotides. Its product is annotated as MYB transcription factor 69. NCBI's taxonomy places the organism in Eukaryota, Viridiplantae, Streptophyta, Magnoliopsida, Poales, Poaceae. The record is from RefSeq and is a predicted model, not a curated record. Gene Ontology annotation, biological process: response to auxin.